This is a messenger RNA of Penicillium samsonianum, 264 nucleotides long. RefSeq lists its product as uncharacterized. The record is from RefSeq and is a predicted model, not a curated record. NCBI's taxonomy places the organism in Eukaryota, Fungi, Ascomycota, Eurotiomycetes, Eurotiales, Aspergillaceae. The transcript has 2 exons. Bases 1 to 264 code for a protein of 87 amino acids.
AUGACGAAGGUCAUGGGACAGUCGGAAACAGUGGCCAACCAGCGCCAGAUCCCCACCCCUAACAACGAGCAGCUAGAGCUGCUCACGCAGCUGAGGCUGCGGGCAACUGGGCGUACCCAGGUUCGCCGGGCAGUCCUACGGGACGCAUCCCGUGUUAUGUGUGACGUUGAAUCUCUGUUCGCCAGCAAUCGUAACCACCACUGGUCUCACGCGAGCCUGGCUGUGCUCUUUCGGCUGGAACAGACAAUGGCCAACCUUCUAUAG